CGUUUUUUUUUCCGUAAUACCAGUUUUAUAAAAAAAAAUGACGUGUCAAGGAUGCAACAAGCCUCACAAGCAAGUUGAACUUAGAAGCUCCACAAUUAAAGACAUGCCUAAAGGGCAAGUCCAAGAGGCCAUAGGCCAACUUAAAUAUAAACCAUUAAAGGAAAUCCAAAAGCAUAUUAGAUCAGAUACUUGUUAUCUUCAUUUCUCGACCAAAGAGGGCGCAUCAUACUUUUAUAAUAGCUAUCAUGAAAAGGGGCUCAGCCUUAACAACAUCCAUUUUACUGUACACCCCACUCGAUCCCGCGAUGGCACUGUUGUCACGUAUCCCGCCGCCGCACCUACUACCACACCUACUACCACACCCGCCGCCACACCCGCUACAGCCUCCACUAGAUCAGUAUCUGAUAAUACGCCCGUAAAUAAAGAAUGGGCCGGCAAAACAAGAGAGGCUAUUGAAAGAUUAUCCAAGGAAAUCAAAAGACUGUCAAGUUCAAUUUGGCAUGAACUUUGGAGGAAGAAGAUACGUCGCCUUGGGGGUACUCCUGAUAGACGAGCUUAUUCCUGCUCGUCUAUCUUCGCUUUUUACAAGCUUCUAAAAAACACGACGGACGUUUUUUUUUUCGGAAUGGUCUGCCCCGGUUGCAACAAACCACAAAAACAAGUUAAACUUACAAGCCCCAGCCUAAAGAAUAUGACCAAAGGGCAAGCCCAAGAUGCAGUUAGUGGUAUAAGGUUCAAGCUGUUAAACGAGGUCCAAAAACAUGUCAGAUCCGACACUUGUUACUUACACUUCACCACUAUCGAAGGAGCAUCCUAUUUUUAUAAUAUAUAUCAUCAAAAGGGGAUCAAAUUGAACAACUUCUAAUUUAUCAUCCAUCCUACCCAGUUCCGUGAUAGCACUGUGGUGAUUUCUUUUUUCCUAGAAAAAAUAGGGGGUCCCCGAUUCCAGGAUUAUUUUUAUGUGUGGGUGGCUAGCUAAAAGUACCCUUUUCUUUCCCGAGAUAUCUCUGGCAUGGUUUUCCCAAGAUACCAUCUCUGGCAUGGAUUUUCUGGUAUCUACAAAAAAUCUCGGGGCACGAAUUUUUUUGUUUGUUUGUGCCUGCCAAUGGCAAACCCAUUAAUUUGUACAUAUAAAUACUCACUUAUUGGACGUUAUGCCCAUAGUCUAAAGAAGAGCAUAUCAAGCUACAGAGGACUUUUUUUUAUUUGU
Messenger RNA from Mucor mucedo, 1210 nucleotides. RefSeq lists its product as uncharacterized. NCBI's taxonomy places the organism in Eukaryota, Fungi, Mucoromycota, Mucoromycetes, Mucorales, Mucoraceae. The record is from RefSeq and is a predicted model, not a curated record. The coding region runs from base 38 to 865 and encodes 275 amino acids. The transcript has 4 exons.